AUGUUCAUGAUGUCAGUCUUAGAAGCUGAGGCGAACGAUCAAGUUAUCACUGCAUUACUUGAUAAUAUCAUGGUAGGAUUGUUUAUGAGCACUAAGUUAGUUGCGUUAUAUCCUCCUAAACAGGCAAGUGUCCAUUCUCUUCCUAUAACUCCUUUGACUACGGGAUGGAAUAUCAACACUGGCAGUGGUGUCUUAGUAGCAUCCAGUGGUUAUGAAGCAUGCCCUGUGGUUAGCUGCGGGAGGGAACUCUUUGCAGACUUUCUGGUGAUUGAUUUGCCGAGCUUUGAUGUAGUAUUUAGGCUGGAUUGGUUGGGGUCAUUCUUUUCCACCAUUGAUUGUUACCGUCAGAGCGUAGUAUUGGAGAUACCAGAUCACCCGAGAUUUGAGUUCACUAGUGAUAGCACAUCGGUCGGACCUGUGGAGUUCAGAGCUAGACCGAAGAAGGCGACGUUAGCUGCAAUGCAAGUGGAAUCUGAGAAGCUAGUUAUAGUUCGGGAAUUUGAAGAUGUGUUUCCCGACGAUAUUUACGGAUUGCCACCAGAUCGAGCGAUUGAGUUUUCCAUAGAUUUGAAGCCUGGAAUUACGUCGAUCUCCAAGACCCCUUAUCGCAUGCCUCCGAUAGAGUUGGUUGAGCUUCAAACCUAG
Asparagus officinalis (garden asparagus) is the source of this 645-nucleotide messenger RNA. RefSeq lists its product as uncharacterized. The coding region runs from base 1 to 645 and encodes 214 amino acids. The transcript has 3 exons. The record is from RefSeq and is a predicted model, not a curated record. NCBI's taxonomy places the organism in Eukaryota, Viridiplantae, Streptophyta, Magnoliopsida, Asparagales, Asparagaceae.